AUGCAGCCCCUCACAUUAGCCGCCAUCGGCAUCGCCCUCGUGGGCUUCGUGGCCAUCUCCAUCCUGAACAAUGCACGACGUCCCAAGAAGUCAGAGGCAGAACAUCAAUUGCCUGGGCCAAGGCUAUUCCCCAUCAUUGGACGCAUUCAUGAUAUGCCCAUCCAAAAGAUGUGGAUCAAGUUCAAGGAGUUUGCAGAUAUCCAUGGUCCCAUCUACUACACCGAGAUGCUUGGCACGAGUUUCAUCAUUGUCUCUGAUGAGAAGAUUGCCGAAGAACUUCUUGUCAAGAAGGCCAAGUACAACUCUGACAGACCUGCUGUCCCCUCGCUCUUCGACUCAAAGAGUACUCAUGGCUCCAUGGAAUACCUUCCCUUGAUGGGCAAGAACCAAUAUUGGGCUAGACAACGUCGCUUCUCACAUGGUUACCUGACCCAAGCCACCAAUGCUGGCUACUAUGGUGUCAUGCAACAUGAAGUCAAGCGAUGGAUGUUCCGUCUGCUUGAGAACCCUGACGCCUUCAACUAUACUCUCGAGGAUAUGGCCUCCAAGAUCAUGUGCACACUCAACUGGGAUGACCCAAGCUUGAGCGAGUACUGCAUCACCAGUGCUUGGGGUCUUCUUACUCAAAUGUCUCCUGCUGGUCCCAUCACUAACAUCAUUACACCUCUCUGGAAACUCCCCGAAGCCAUCAAUCCCUGGAAGAAGGCCGAACACAAGCGUCAUGACGAACAGCAACGCUGGUGGAUGGAGAACCUCAUCCGUGUCAAGAAACAGAUGAAGGCAGGUACCGCCCGCUGGAGUUUCACCAAGCAAUUCCUUGAAACCGAGAAGACCAACAACCUCUCUGGUGACUACGAAGCAUCAUCUGUUCUCGGUAUGCUUGCAUUGGUCGGUAUCUUCACUGUUGCCGGUCCUCUCAACUACUUCCUUGUCGCCAUGGUCCACCACCCGGAGUGGCAAAAGAAGCUCCAAAACGAAAUCGACGAACAACUCGAAGGACGUAUGCCCAGCAUCGAGGACUUCCCCAAGUUGCCCAUUCUCCGCGCAUGUAUCAAGGAAUCCAUGCGCUGGCGCCCUAAUGUCCCCACCGGUGUCGCCCACGAGGCUGAGCAGGACGAUUAUUACCGUGGCUACUUUAUCCCCAAGGGCGUUCGUAUCCUGCCCCUCGACUACGCCUUCCUCCUGAACCCAGUCAAGUACCCCGACCCAGAGAGCUACCGCCCAGAACGCUGGCUGGAAGCCGGGUGGCCCACCUUCCAAGAGCCACUGACACAACACCCCAACAUCAAGGGCAUGACGUCCUUCGGCUUUGGUCAAAGACAAUGUCUCGGCAUGUCACUGACGCAGGACGAACUCAUCGUGGCUUGCGGCGCGCUAGCGUGGGCCUUCAACCUCAAGCGCAAGGUCGACCCUGCCACCGGCCGAGAGAUCGAGGUACCCACCGACAAGUGCAACUCUCUGCUCAUCGUCAAGCCGGACCCCUUUGAGAUGGCGUUUGAGCCUCGCAGCGAGGCCCGCAAGGCAGACGUCAUCCGCGAGUGGAAGAUCACCGAGGCCAAGGACAAUGAGGAGCGGGCUGCGUAUGCAAAGGCCGCAGCGCUUGGAGAGACGAAAAAGUUUGACGAUAUCGUCAUCUAA
This is a messenger RNA of Aureobasidium namibiae CBS 147.97, 1638 nucleotides long. RefSeq names its product cytochrome P450. NCBI's taxonomy places the organism in Eukaryota, Fungi, Ascomycota, Dothideomycetes, Dothideales, Saccotheciaceae. Gene Ontology annotation, molecular function: iron ion binding; monooxygenase activity; heme binding. The record is from RefSeq and is a predicted model, not a curated record. Bases 1 to 1638 code for a protein of 545 amino acids. The transcript has 3 exons.